Molecule: messenger RNA, 3763 nt
Organism: Nothoprocta perdicaria
Lineage: Eukaryota; Metazoa; Chordata; Aves; Tinamiformes; Tinamidae
Gene: SMG8
Product: SMG8, nonsense mediated mRNA decay factor
Exons: 5
Coding region: 1-2856 (951 amino acids)
Biological process (GO): nuclear-transcribed mRNA catabolic process, nonsense-mediated decay
Source: RefSeq, a predicted model, not a curated record
AUGGAGCGAUCCCCUGGGCGCCUCCGGGCGGCGCCCGGCCCUUCCCGCGGCUCGGCGGGGCCGGGCGAGGAGGAGGUGUGCGUGGUGGGCAUCUUCGGGAAGACGGCGCUGCAGCUCUGCUCCGAGAAGGCGGCCCUGGUGAGCACYGUGUGCGACCGGCAGGUCUUCCCGCUCUUCGAGAGCGAGGAUGAGGCGGCCGGCGGGCAGGAGGCCGAGCCGGCCACCAAGGACUACAACCAGCUGCAGGCCUAUUACAGCCAGGAGAACCGCGUGCUCUACCUGGUGCUCACGUCCAUCUGCGACACGCCGCAGCUGCUGCGGGCCUGCAGGGACCUGGCGGCAGCCGAGACGCGCGAGCCCACGCCCGGCCACCCGCCCGGCGCUCCCGCGCCGCUGCCGCACGCCGAGGCACACGAGUUCUGGAAGCACCAGGAGAAGCUGCACUGCCUCAGCCUGCUCUACCUCUUCUCUGUGUGCCACAUCCUGCUGCUGGUGCAUCCCACGUGCUCCUUCGACAUCACCUACGACCGCGUCUUCCGGGCGCUGGAUGGGCUGCGGCAGAAGGUGCUGCCGUCCCUGAAGGCCGCCAUCAAGGACUGCCCAGUGGGCAAGGAAUGGAAGCUCAACUGCAGGCCCUGCCCUCCGCGCCUCCUCUUCCUCUUCCAGCUCAAUGGGACCCUGAAGGUGGAUCCCCCCCCAGGCAGGGGCCAGGAUCCCUGUGGCCACCUGGAAAAGCCGCCCCCCAAGAAGCACUCCCCCAAGAGGAGGCUGCAGCACGCGCUGGAGGAUCAGAUCUACCGCAUCUUCAGAAAGAGUAGGGUGCUCACCAACCAGAGCAUCAACUGCCUGUUCACCGUGCCUGCCAACCAGGCCUUUGUCUACAUCGUGGCCGGCGGGGCCCAGGACGGAGACGAUCCAGUGGCCAUGCUCCUCGACCAGCUCAGGAGCAACUGCACCAUGAGAGAGACCGACUCGCUCCUGGCUCCCACCCUGUCCGGACCCAGGAGGUACCAGAUGAUGCGGCAUGGCCGGCAGCAGUUGUCCUUCUACGCAGAGAGCAGCAGCAGCAGCUCCAGCUCCUCGGGGCAGCUUGUGGACUGCACCCUCAAGGAGUUCCUGUGGCAGCAUGUGGAGCUGGUGCUCAGCAAGAAGGGCUUCGAUGACAGCGUGGGGAGGAACCCGCAGCCGUCUCACUUUGAGCUCCCCACCUACCAGAAGUGGGUUGCUGCAGCAUUAAAGCUGUAUGAAGUGACCAUUGAAGGCAAAGACGAUGACCCAAAUUCUCUCACUGGGGAGCUGAGUUCCAAAAUCAUGGGCAGCAUCAAAGUCUUGGAAGGGUAUUUAGAUAUAGACACUAAAUUCUCUGAAAACCGUUGCCAGAAAGCUCUCCCCAUGGCCCACAGUGCCUACCAGUCCAAUCUGCCCCAUAAUUACACCAUGACAGUCCACAAGAACCAGCUGGCGCAGGCGCUGCGCGUGUACAGCCAGCACGCGCGGGGCCCGGCCUUCCACAAAUACGCCAUGCAGCUCAACGAGGACUGCUACAAGUUCUGGAGCAACGGGCACCAGCUUUGCGAGGAGCGGAGCUUAACCGACCAGCACUGCGUGCACAAGUUCCAUUUGCUCCCUAAAGCAGGGGAGAAGCCAGAAGCAGACAGAAACCCUCCAGUUCUGUAUCACAACAGCCGGGCUCGCUCCACUGGGGCCUGUAACUGUGGAAGGAAACAGGCGCCUCGCGAUGACCCCUUUGAUAUCAAAGCAGCUAAUUAUGACUUCUACCAGGUGCUGGAAGAAAAGUGCUGUGGGAAACUGGAGCACAUCAACUUCCCUGUGUUUCAGCCCAGCACCCCUGACCCAGCACCCGCUAGGGAUGAGGCAUCACCUGCCCCUCCGGAAGGAGAGAUUGAGAAACUGAAAGAAAAGGAGCCUCAGACUCAGGGAGAAAGCACAGGCCUGAGCUUAGCCCUCAGCCUGGGCCAGUCCACGGGCAGCUUGGGCACUUACCCACCUGACCCCCAGGGUGGAGGUGACAAYGCAGAGAGCCACGGGCAGAGCGGGGACUCCAGAAGCGAGAAGAGGCCRAGCCUGGUCGAUCGCCAGGCCUCCACUGUCGAGUACCUCCCAGGAAUGCUCCAUUCCAGUUGCCCCAAAGGCCUUUUGCCCAAAUUCUCCAGUUGGGCGUUGGUCAAGCUGGGCCCUGCUAAGGCUUACAACUUCCACACCGGCUUAGACCAACAAGGCUUUAUCCCAGGAACGAACUAUUUAAUGCCCUGGGAUAUCGUCAUCAGAACGAGAACUGAAGAUGAGGGAGACUUGGACACCAAUUCCUGGCCUGCGCCUAACAAAGCUGUUCCUGGGAAGAGAAGUGCAGUUGUGAUGGGGAGAGGAAGGCGGAGAGAUGACAUAGCUCGAGCUUUUGUAGGGUUUGAGUAUGAAGAUGCACGUGGGAGGCGRUUCAUGUGCUCGGGGCCUGAUAAGGUCAUGAAGGUGAUGGGAGGGGGGCCAAAGGAAUCUGCUCUCAAGGCCCUCAAUUCUGACAUGCCACUGUACAUCCUGUCGUCGACUCAGGGACGAGGGCUCAAGCCACAUUAUGCUCAAUUUAUGAGACUCUUUGUGGUGGUUCCUGAUGCUCCGCUGCAAAUCACAUUAACACCUCAGGUUCAGCCAGGGCCACCACCUUGUCCUGUAUUUUACCCUGAGAAGCAGGAGAUCACCCUUCCAUCUGACGGACUGUGGGUGCUUAGAUUUCCUUACGCAUACGUGACAGAGCGCGGACCCUGCUUUCCUCCAAAAGAAAGCCAACAAUUAAUGAGUUACAAAGUUCUCCGAGGAAUACUGAAAGCAAUUACACAAUAAGAAUUAAGAACUAUUCUAGUAGACUAAUUUUUUGGUUUUUGGUUUUGUUUUUUUUUAUAUAAAAAGCUUCAAUCCAAAUGAUGGAUGUUGAUUCCUGUCUGUUACAUAGCAAAUAUCAGUGUGAGCUAUAUUGUGGUUUAGUCAACACAGUUUGAAAAUGAAGUCUGAAUAUGGAAGUGGAGAAAGGAAUCCGAGAAACCUGUAAAGUUUCUGUUUAUUGACUUUUGACAUGUAACAAAAAGUGGUUGUYUUGACAUACUGUAACUAUAUCACUAAACUUUAUGAUGAUAAUGCUUGCCCCUGUUAUACUUUCUACAUAUAUAUUUGGAAAAAUCUGAAAAUUAUUGUUGCCUGAAGUCAUUUUUCAUUGUUGUAUAGAGACAAUGAGGGGUACAGUCUUUGUUUUUCUAAACUAUUUGUAUGUAAACAACAUAUUUUUAGUAUGAUGUUGUGAGAAAUUACUGGUCUUUGAUCUUACCUAAAAACUGAAGCAUUGCAGUUCUGAUUUAUCUUAAAUGUCAUCAAAGCCAGAAAUUGUAUUUACCCAUAUCAAGUUGUAGUAUUUUACUGCAUUUAUGUUCGUGGAUGAGACUGUUCUGAAAUUUAUAUUGCACGUUAAAAAGAAAUCUGAUUUUUACAAUUAAAAUGUAAAAGCCCACUUAAUUGCAGAUUUUGGAAUGAUAGGUCUCUGUAAAUGAUUUGUAUUUGUUCAAAAUAAGCAAAUACAGCUUAAGCUGGCAGUAGGGCUGACUUGUAGUACUUGGCUGAUUUUUGGUUGCUAAAAGGUAUUUAUAAAGUUCAAAUCUCAAAAUGAGAGACUUUUGACAAUUAUACUACCCUUUCUGAGAGAUGCAGAACACUGUAUUAGAAGAAGAGCUUGGGUCCUCGGAGCUUUAUGCUGUCAAGG